CUCACUGAGUCAGCGAGUCAGAGACUCAGAGUCCCUAUCCACCAAUGGGCGUGAAUUCCACCACCACCGUCAACAAAAUCCAAUCGGGAUUACCGAUGUCAGUGGCAUCUUCGCCGUUGGAGAUCCACAACGUGCGGUUGCCGCCGCGGCGAAGCACCUCACAGAAGCUGAGGCAGAGGCUCUCCGACAUAUUCUUCCCGGACGAUCCACUUCACCGGUUCAAGAACCAACCGUCAUGGCUGGUGAAGCUCAUGCUCGGUGUUCAGUGCAUGUUCCCUAUCUUCCAGUGGGGCCCAACCUAUAACCUUUCCCUUUUUCGUUCUGACGUCAUCUCUGGCCUCACCAUUGCUAGUCUCGCCAUUCCUCAGGGAAUCAGCUAUGCUAAGCUUGCAAACCUGCCACCUAUUAUUGGAUUAUAUUCAAGUUUUGUGCCACCAUUGAUAUAUUCCCUGCUUGGAAGCUCUAAACAUCUUGGUGUUGGUCCAGUCUCAAUUGCAUCUUUGGUGAUGGGAUCAAUGUUAAGUGAAACAGUUUCUUAUACACAAGAUCCAAUUCUUUAUCUCAAAUUGGCCUUCACUGCCACUUUCUUUGCUGGUGUCUUCCAAUCUUCUUUGGGAAUAUUAAGGUUAGGAUUUGUGAUUGAUUUUCUGUCAAAGGCAACACUGGUAGGAUUCAUGGCUGGUGCAGCCAUAAUUGUAUCUUUGCAGCAGCUGAAAGGGUUGCUUGGAAUAGUGCACUUCACCAGCAAGAUGCAAAUAAUUCCAGUAUUAGCCUCGGUUUUCAAACAAAAAGACGAGUGGUCAUGGCAAACUAUUGUACUGGGAUUUGGCUUCUUGGCCUUCCUCCUGAUAACAAGACACAUUAGCUUAAGGAAGCCAAACUUAUUCUGGGUUUCAGCAGCUGCUCCAUUGGCAUCAGUUAUUCUUUCAACAAUUUUAGUCUUUCUCCUAAGAAACAAGGCUCAUGGAAUUGCAAUUAUUGGUGAAUUGCCAAAAGGCCUUAAUCCACCAUCAUCAAACAUGUUAUUCUUUAGUGGCCCUUAUUUGGCUCUUGCUAUCAAAACUGGAAUUGUUACUGGGAUCUUGUCUCUAACUGAAGGAAUUGCAGUUGGAAGAACAUUUGCUGCUCUUAAGAAUUACCAGGUGGAUGGAAACAAAGAAAUGAUGGCCAUUGGUAUCAUGAACAUAGCUGGCUCUUGUUCUUCAUGCUAUGUCACAACAGGAUCCUUUUCGCGAUCGGCUGUUAACUAUAAUGCUGGAGCACAGACAGCAGUCUCAAAUAUAAUCAUGGCUUCAGCAGUUCUUGUGACUCUUCUGUUUCUAAUGCCACUAUUCUAUUACACGCCAAACGUCGUCUUAGCAGCGAUUAUCAUCACUGCUGUGAUUGGCCUAAUAGAUUACCAAGCUUCAUAUAAGCUAUGGAAGGUUGACAAGCUUGAUUUCUUGGCCUGCAUGUGCUCCUUUUUCGGAGUUCUGUUCAUCUCAGUGCCUUUAGGCCUUAGUAUUGCGGUGGCAAUAUCAGUGUUCAAGAUAUUGCUUCAUGUCUCAAGACCAAACACAUUGGUGUUGGGGAAUAUACCAGGGACAACAAUAUUCCACAAUGUAAACCAGUAUAGAGAAGCUCUUAGAAUCCCUUCAUUCCUCAUUUUGGCUGUUGAGUCUCCCAUCUACUUUGCUAAUUCAACUUACCUUCAAGAAAGGAUUUUGAGAUGGGUUAGAGAAGAGGAAGAGCAUAUCAAAGCAAACAAUGGAAGUAAAUUGGAGUGCAUAAUUUUGGACAUGACAGCUGUGACAGCCAUAGACACAAGUGGGAUAGACACUUUAUGUGAACUUAGAAAGAUGCUGGAGAAAAGAUCACUUCAGCUGGUGUUGGCAAAUCCAGUUGGAAGUGUGAUGGAAAAGUUGCAUCAAUCAAACAUUUUGGAUUCCUUUGGUUUGAAAGGAGUGUAUCUCACAGUUGCUGAAGCUGUGGCUGACAUUUCAUCCUCUUGGAAAGCACAACCUUGAUGAUUUACCUUAAAAAAAUGAAUUCAUAGGACACAACAAGAAAGAGACGUUACAACUAACAUCUUUCUCCAACUUUUGGCCUAACCCUUCGGAAGUUUAAUUUUGCCUACUUGAGAGAGAGUUCAUGGAACAUUUAAGGCCUAGUUUCGUUCUAAGAGGGUCCUUUUACCAACUAUUUUUGCUUUUUGUCCAUUUUUAUCUUUUGCUAGAGGCAAAAAGAAUCAAAGCGAGAUAUGUUUUGAUGACUUUAUUCCUGCGGAUAUUUUAAUGAAAGAACCAACAAAGAAUUGGAGACUUGGUAUUUGACU
Messenger RNA from Arachis stenosperma, 2314 nucleotides. RefSeq names its product probable sulfate transporter 3.4. Gene Ontology annotation, biological process: transmembrane transport. The record is from RefSeq and is a predicted model, not a curated record. The transcript is spliced from 13 exons. Gene Ontology annotation, cellular component: membrane. Gene Ontology annotation, molecular function: secondary active sulfate transmembrane transporter activity. NCBI's taxonomy places the organism in Eukaryota, Viridiplantae, Streptophyta, Magnoliopsida, Fabales, Fabaceae. Bases 45 to 2006 code for a protein of 653 amino acids.